GGUAUGAGUCAAAGUAUGACUCGAAAACGAUCACGGUGAUAGCAUGCUUGAUCGGAUAGAAGAGACAGUUGAUCUAAGGCGACCGGAUCUAACCAGGGAUUUCGAAGAAUUCGUCAAGUUGUUACGGUAAUAGUGGAAAUAGUAAUUGCUUCUACGGGAUUCCCUAUCCCUACCCUACUUAUAUCGUGAAUCAAUUCGUUCGCGAUCAAAUCCAGUCUGGCCAGUCUGUGAAUGACUUUCGUAACAAGGUUUUGCGAGAAUAUCCUUCAGUGUGAAUCGGUGUAAUUUAAAACUGCGCUAUUAUGCUUGUGUUAAUUCUGUUCUGUGCGGUUUUGUUGGCGGGAGUGUGCCCGCAAACUGAGUUCGACGGUGGACUGGCAAUUACAACGACGGAAUAUGCAAAUGUCACAUCGGAAAAUAAGACCACUGUUCGGCUACCGAAAUGCUGCCCACAAGGAUUGGCCGUUGGGGCCGGCAGUUGCAACCAAUCAACUGUUCUGUUUCAGCCAAACUUCAAGGUCUACAACCAUAACGAAACAGCUUUCGACGAUGUACCAAUGGAUCCCGAUCUGAUUGCAAUUGAUACAUACGUUAACGAUCCCUGCCAAGUCCACAAAUUUCCUGUGGCUCCUGACGAAAAUGCUUUCAUACUUCGGAAUGGAUCGCUACUGCUAGGCGGUUUGGGAGAAUAUGAUGGUAUUCUAGGGCAUGAUCGAUUUUGUAUCGACAACCUCAACGUGAUGCCCGAUGAUGAAACGGUGUAUAUGUUUGUCUGUGUUAAAGAACAAGAGGUAGAUCUCCCGAAAUGGGCAUUCUCCAUUUACAUAUUUUUCACUUCAUGUUCUGCUAUCCUCUUAGCUUCAUCGGCUAUAUUCUUUUACCUCCAAGACAUACAAGGUCCUCAUAAGAAAUCUUACAUAGCUUAUGCAUCUUCGAUGAGUCUAACCUACUUCAUCAUCGUUUUAGUACAGUAUUUAUCUUGGAGCUGCAACUUCUUCGGUUUGCUUCUUCAGUUUUUCGUGACAUUAUCUUAUUGCUGGUUAGCCGUAUUGUGUUUUGAUCUUGCCUAUAGCAUUUAUUUCCUCAGUAGCAAGGAACCUUCAGAUCAUACCAACACCUACAUAAAGACUACCACAGCAUUUGCAGCUAUAUUUCUGUUGAUAUCUAUAUGUAACAAUUUCACACCUGACAUACCAUUCAGCUUCUUCAAGCCUCAAUUCGGCAGAACAGAUUGUGUGAAAUUUGAGAACCAGCGUACUUCGUUAUUUUUCGUACCCAUAGGCAUAUCUAUUUUAAUAUCAGUACUGAGUCUGUGUUACAGUCUGAUUCGGAUGAAUCAGAAUAGAUAUCACAGUGGUAGUGAAGAAAUACAUCAAUGGAAGAAAGUGUCUAAAAAAUACAGUUACAUGUAUGGCAGAAAACUGCUUGUAUUCCUCACCAUGAUCAUAUGGAUUUUCGAUGCAUUCAGCGAUAGCUUCCCUCAGAAUUCUUCAAUUUCCAUCAUCAUAUUGUGUCUACAAGCUUGUCAUGGUUUCAUCAUUGUCCCCUUGUAUACGAUGACCCCUCUGAGAAGAGUAAUUAACGUUAAUAAUAAACCCAGAAUAGAGAAUUUAGAUGAGCUGCUCGAGGUUGACACUAGUCGGGGAAACCACAGCAACGUGAGAAUGAUAUAAAACCGGAUUCUAAUAUUCUUGGAAAGCUGUGAUACUAUGAUUAUUAUUUAUGAAUAUAAAGAAUAAGUUUCUACGUGAUGUCUGUCAUGCAAGACUGAAAGAUCCUGCGAGAGUCCUUUCAUUUAUUUAUUUAUUUAUAUAAGCAGGAAUACAUAAAUAAAUAAAUAAAUAAAUAGCAAGUCUAAAGUAAGGAGCCUCUAAAAACUGGACACAUCCACUGCUAGAAAGAAGGAAUAAUGUAGUUUUAUGAAUAUCAUUGUAAUUAUUGUUAGUUUUUCUAUAAAUCUCUCAAUGCAUGUUAAAUCGAAUAUUUUGAUAAUUUGAUUGUUAUCAGUACCUGUUCAUGUUCAUGACAAUUAUUUUGUAAUGGAAGCAGAAGUCGACUUAGUCAAUAAAUUUUGCUACUACUGUUA
This is a messenger RNA of Harmonia axyridis, 2086 nucleotides long. RefSeq lists its product as uncharacterized. The record is from RefSeq and is a predicted model, not a curated record. The coding region runs from base 303 to 1673 and encodes 456 amino acids. The transcript is spliced from 8 exons. Gene Ontology annotation, molecular function: G protein-coupled receptor activity. NCBI's taxonomy places the organism in Eukaryota, Metazoa, Arthropoda, Insecta, Coleoptera, Coccinellidae.